GAGCUCAGUUCCAGAUUGACUCGCUUUGCCUUUGCCCGCUCAGUUUGAAGACAUCAGGAGACUAAGACCAGGAGAGGAACCUUGCAGGCGGAGCUGUGCCAACUACAAUUUUUUUUUGUCUCUGUCCUUCUGUGGUGUCUUUUUUUCUAUGGGUGAAGCCUCCUACAUUAACUGAAGCAGCAGGACCACAUGCAACAGGGUGUAGAAGCCAAACUCCCUCCAUUUUUUUCGCUUCUCUGUUCAAGAAAAGAGCAAGAAAGAUAUGCCCUGACACUCGGGAAUAGUUUUAGAAGAAGACGGAACAUCACAGUGUAGAGGUCCUUGUUUCCGUGGCUUUUCGUUCUAGAUUUGUUAAGGAAACAUUCAAAGUUAUGACUAAAAGAAAGUGGGAGGAGAGGAGAGAAGGCUUCAAAGUCAACUCCACAAAGGAAGAGGCACAGGGGCCCGGGCGCCCCUCCACCAGAGGGCGCUUCUCCGAGUCUUGGAAGAGACUGAGCUCCCGAAAAGGGUCUACCAAGAGGUCAGGACUGGCCUCACAGCAAGCAGCGGCACAGAAAUCAUGGAUAGAAAGAGCUUUCAGCAAGAGAGAAUGUGUGCACAUUAUUGUAAGCACCAAAGACCCCCAUAGGUGCUGUUGUGGCCGUCUAAUUGGUCAACAUGUUGGCCUGCCCCCCAGCAUCUCCUCCAAUCAGAAUGAGAAGUCAGAGCGUGUGCCAAAGAAUGACAGCUUGUCAGAGAAGUGGUCCAUCAGCAAGCACACCCAGCUCAGUCCCACUGACGCCUUUGGAACAAUUGAGUUCCAGGGAGGUGGACACUCCAACAAAGCAAUGUAUGUACGAGUUUCUUACGACACUAAGCCAGACUUACUGCUGCAUCUGAUGACAAAGGAGUGGCAGCUGGAGCUUCCCAAACUGCUCAUCUCUGUUCAUGGAGGACUUCAGAACUUCGAGCUGCAGCCCAAACUCAAGCAAGUCUUCGGCAAGGGUCUCAUCAAGGCGGCCAUGACCACUGGAGCCUGGAUCUUCACUGGAGGAGUCAAUACUGGAGUCAUAAGACAUGUUGGUGAUGCUCUAAAAGACCACGCUUCCAAAUCGAGAGGGAAGAUCUGUACUAUCGGUAUUGCACCCUGGGGGAUUGUGGAGAACCAGGAAGACCUAGUGGGGAAAGAUGUGGUUCGGCCGUACCAGACGAUGUCUAACCCUCUUAGUAAGCUAACGGUUCUCAACAGCCUACACUCCCACUUCAUUUUGGCUGAUAAUGGCACCACCGGAAAGUAUGGAGCAGAAGUCAAACUGCGCAGACAGCUUGAGAAGCACAUCUCUCUGCAAAAGAUCAACACGCGGAUUGGACAGGGCGUUCCAGUGGUGGCUCUAAUAUUGGAGGGGGGCCCUAAUGUGAUCUCUAUCGUGCUUGAGUACCUGAGAGACACUCCUCCUGUGCCUGUGGUGGUGUGUGAUGGCAGCGGCCGUGCCUCUGACAUCCUGGCCUUUGGGCAUAAGUACUCAGAGGAGGGCGGAAUCAUAAAUGAAUCUUUGAGAGACCAGUUAUUAGUCACCAUUCAGAAGACGUUUACGUACAGCCGGACGCAGGCCCAGCAUCUCUUCAUCAUUCUGAUGGAGUGCAUGAAGAAGAAAGAACUGAUAACAGUAUUUCGGAUGGGAUCAGAGGGACACCAGGACAUUGAUCUGGCCAUUCUAACAGCUCUUCUGAAAGGGGCCAAUGCAUCAGCUCCAGAUCAGCUGAGCCUUGCUUUGGCCUGGAACAGAGUUGACAUCGCUCGAAGCCAGAUCUUCAUUUAUGGACAGCAGUGGCCUGUGGGCUCUCUAGAGCAGUCUAUGCUGGACGCACUGGUGUUUGACAGAGUGGACUUUGUGAAGCUGUUGAUUGAGAAUGGAGUGAGCAUGCACCGCUUCCUGACACUGUCCAGACUUGAAGAGCUCUAUAAUACGAGGCAUGGUCCAUCCAACACCUUGUACCACCUUGUCAGAGAUGUAAAAAAGGGUAACCUGCCCCCUGACUACCGCAUCAGCCUGAUUGACAUCGGAUUGGUAAUUGAAUACCUCAUGGGUGGAGCCUAUCGCUGCAAUUACACCAGGAAGAGAUUUCGGACCCUAUAUCACAACCUUUUUGGACCCAAAAGACCAAAAGCCCUGAAGCUGCUUGGAAUGGAGGAUGACAUGCCCAUUAGGCGCGGACGUCAGAAGACCACAAAGAAGCGAGAAGAGGAAGUAGACAUUGACCUGGAUGACCCAGAAAUCAAUCACUUCCCUUUCCCGUUCCAUGAGCUGAUGGUUUGGGCAGUGCUGAUGAAACGGCAGAAGAUGGCUCUGUUCUUCUGGCAGCAUGGCGAGGAGGCUAUGGCUAAAGCGCUGGUGGCCUGUAAGCUCUGUAAGGCAAUGGCCCACGAAGCAUCUGAGAACGACAUGGUAGAUGACAUUUCACAAGAGCUCAAUCAAAACUCAAGGGAGUUUGGUCAGCUGGCUGUUGAGCUGCUCGAUCAGUCGUAUAAGCAGGAUGAACAGAUGGCCAUGAAGCUGUUAACCUACGAGCUGAAGAACUGGAGUAAUGCCACCUGUCUGCAGCUGGCAGUGGCUGCCAAGCACAGGGACUUCAUCGCCCACACGUGUAGCCAGAUGCUUCUCACUGACAUGUGGAUGGGACGUCUGCGUAUGCGCAAGAACUCUGGCCUAAAGGUUAUCUUAGGCCUGCUUCUGCCCCCCUCCAUAUUGAGUCUUGAGUUAAAAAAUAAGGACGAGAUGUCGUACAUGCCACAGGAUCAGGACACCUACCUGCAGGAGAAGGAUGUGGAUGAACCUGAGAAACAAGCUAAGGAGAAAGAGGAGGAUGACAUGGAGUUCACAGUAAGAUCUUACUGUGAGACGCAGUACAACUCCGUGGCUAUGCUGGGAAAUGUCAGUUCAGAAGCGUCGCGUAAGAAAAGGGUGGAAGAGGUUCAGAACCGCCAUCGACUGAUUCCAGUUGGUCGCAAAAUUUAUGAGUUUUACAACGCCCCUAUCGUCAAGUUCUGGUUUCACACGUUGGCCUAUGUUGGAUACUUGAUGCUCUUCAACUAUAUUGUUCUGGUGAAGAUGGACCUGUGGCCCUCUCCUCAGGAGUGGAUUGUUAUUGCUUACAUUUUCACCAAUGGCAUCGAGAAGAUGAGAGAGAUCCUCAUGUCAGAGCCAGGGAAGCUCCUGCAGAAGGUGAAAGUGUGGUUACAGGAGUACUGGAACAUCACUGACCUCAUGGCUAUCCUCAUCUUCUCCAUCGGGAUGGUGCUUCGCCUGCAAGACCCGCCCCUGAUGAGCUACGGGAGGGUCAUUUACUGUGUCAAUAUCAUCUAUUGGUACAUACGACUGCUUGACAUCUUUGGAGUGAACAAAUACCUGGGUCCAUAUGUCAUGAUGAUCGGCAAGAUGAUGAUUGACAUGAUGUAUUUUGUGAUCAUCAUGUUGGUGGUUCUGAUGAGUUUCGGAGUGGCACGGCAGGCUAUCCUCAAUCCCAAUGAGGACCCGUCCUGGAUGCUGGCACGCAACAUCUUCUUCAUGCCGUAUUGGAUGAUCUAUGGAGAGGUGUUUGCUGACCAAAUCGACCAUGUGAAUAGUAGGAAGCUACAUCACAAAGUGAAUGACAAACUCUGGCUGGUCGAAAAUUACAUUCGCACUCAUGGACCUGGGCGUUACAGUGGUCCAUCCCAUAUAGCUCCAUGUGGUCAGAACAUCACCACAGAGGAAGGAGUCAUUGUGCCUCUCCCACCUUGCAAAACAGGAGCUUGGAUUGUCCCCGCCAUCAUGGCCUGCUACUUGCUGGUGGCCAACAUCCUUCUGGUUAAUUUGCUAAUUGCUGUCUUUAAUAACACAUUCUUUGAAGUGAAGUCCAUCUCCAACCAGGUGUGGAAGUUCCAGAGGUACCAGCUGAUCAUGACCUUCCAUGAACGGCCUGUCCUUCCUCCUCCUCUCAUCAUUUUCAGUCACAUAACUAUGGUCCUCAAACACCUCUGCUGUCGUUGGAGGAAACAUGAUGAGGAUGAGCGGGACUAUGGGCUGAAGCUCUUCAUUACUGAAGAUGAACUGAAGAAGGUACAUGACUUUGAAGAGCAGUGCAUGGAGGAGUAUUUCAGAGAGAAAGAUGACCGCUUCAAUUCCUCCAAUGAUGAAAGGAUACGUGUGACAUCUGAAAGGGUGGAGAACAUGGCAAUGCGUCUUGAGGAAGUGAAUGAGAGGGAACAUUUCAUGAAAGCAUCCCUGCAGACUGUGGAUAUCCGGCUCGCCCAGAUGGAGGAGAUGAUCGGCCGCAUCACUGUGGCACUGGAGCGGGUUGCUGGUAUGGAUCGAGGCGAAGUCAACAAAGCCCGGUCCAGGACAUCAUCUGACUGCACAGAUACAAAUUAUAUCCUGCGCCAGAGCAGUUUCAACAGCCAAGAAGGCAAUACCUACAGGCUACAGGAGUCUCUGGAGCAGGGUGGCGAAGAGUCUAUUUCCCCUACAUCUCCAACCACUCUGGCCCCACGUGUCCGCAGUCACUCCUUCUAUGUAAGCCACUCCUGCAAGGAUAGGAGCGGUGCAGAUCGAGGAGAAGGCUUCUUUAAAGACAGAUUGUUCAGCCUCCAUCGGGCCAACAGCUCACAGUCUGUGUCCUCAGGAGCAGGUCCCAAAGAGUCCAAGCCCACACCUUUGAAUACUUUAUCUGUGGACCAACAGCUACGCCCUUCUUCCUGUAUAGACAUCUAUGUUUCUGCUUCAGAGGACGUCCCGCCCACUGAGAGCUUCAUGGAGCCGGUCCGGGCAGUUCCAUCUCUUGCUCGAGACUCAUCUCUCCAUUCUGAGAUCAUGGAUGUGGUGCUCUCAGGGGGGCGGGACUGCAGUGGCAGGGCAGGGGGCAGUGAAAGACAGUCGGAUGGCACGGUCCUGUUUGAGGACAGUGCUGCCGCUGACCUAUCACUCUGCUCUGCCCACCUGCUGCCAGAUACCUUGCCCUCCUGGGACCUGGACCCCUCGCCGCCGCCAUCAGCUGGUGCUCUUGAGCGGUCCAAGAGCAGCCGCUUCCUAUCCACAGCAGGGCCUCUGUUUCUCGACGAGCCACCAUUGGUUAAGUCACACAGCCUGAUGUUCACGUCACGUGGUUACUAUGGCGGCAUGGGCGUGCAGGUGAAGGCAGCCGAAUAUACCAGCAUAACUGAUUGCAUUGACAUCCGUUGUGUCUCUACCCCUUACCCUGUCCCAGAGAGGUCUGACUCACCUGGAGGCUCUUUCACAUUCGAUAAACCCCAGGACCUGGGCGUUUCACACCCUGAAAGAGAUGCUGAGCUCAGUCACGCAGAAUCUGAUCCAGAGGAACCUGCAGAGGGGUCAGCGCACACAGGUAAGGGGGGUCAAAGCAGCAGUGGGGGAUUAGGCACAGACCUGGGCCUGGGCCUCCCACUGGGCCCAUUUUGCUCUCCAAUUUCUAGACUAGAGCGUGCAAACAGCUGCUCCUCUUCGGAGGAGUCGCACUCCAACAUCUACUCCCGAAAGAGCUUCUCCAUUAGUGAGAAAAUGGACAAGAGUCGUGGAAGCUCCAGGAAUCCUUUCCAGAAGGCCAGAGUUGGGGCAAGGCUGGAGGGUAAGACAGACUCACUGUCCAUGAGGAAACUGGCCAAACCCUCAGCGUUCCAAAGUUUUGAUAACAGACACAAUUACACGUGAUGAUGGCAGACAAGUAGUGAUGCCAUUGUAGAUCUAGUUCCUGUAGGAUGGCUCUACCUCGUUUAAAAUUCAAGGGCCAGUCCAUUGAUUAGUACUGUCUGAGUGAUGAAUUAGCUGUACACUGGAAUGUUUUAUCAUGGGUAUCAACUUCCUGUUAAUUUCCUGUUAUAACACUGAAUGCAAAGUCAGAUUUUCUUUAGUAUUCAUAGAUUCAGAAGAUGACCACUGCCAAUAGGCCAACAUUAGUACCCAAAUGAGGGGAAAACUUUGAAAUUUAAGGGCCUGUUAACACUAUGAUGAAUGUUCGGUAUAAUAAAAAUAAUAAUUUGAAUGAAUGGCUGUUAAUGUUAAAAACCAAUAAGCUUUUUGGUCACAUGCCCACAGCCGCAGCUGUUACAUUAACUACAUCUUAAGGGUUGGUCACUCUUUGCAUUUCGCUGAAUUCCAAAGUUCAAGUUUGGUGAACUCUGAAACCAUGAAAGUGUGUGACCAAUAGAAGAUUGAUACGUAACAGCAUGGCCUCUUAGCUGUAUUAAAACUGCAGUGCUACAGGAAAGUGGAGUAGAUUGUAUGUUUUACAUUGUAGAUUUAUUAUUAAUUGUUGUGUGUUGAAUUUAAAGGACACUGCAGAGUGUGCCUUCAUAUCAUGACUGUUGCAGUGUAUGAAGAAAGUGUGACCUCUGCUUUAGUGGCGCACACCUACAGACCAUUUUGCAGAUCCUUCCUCUGCCUAUUUACAAAUAUAU
Messenger RNA from Carassius carassius (crucian carp), 6430 nucleotides. Its product is annotated as transient receptor potential cation channel subfamily M member 3-like. Gene Ontology annotation, cellular component: membrane. Gene Ontology annotation, biological process: monoatomic cation transmembrane transport; protein tetramerization. The transcript is spliced from 26 exons. NCBI's taxonomy places the organism in Eukaryota, Metazoa, Chordata, Actinopteri, Cypriniformes, Cyprinidae. The record is from RefSeq and is a predicted model, not a curated record. The coding region runs from base 372 to 5684 and encodes 1770 amino acids. Gene Ontology annotation, molecular function: monoatomic cation channel activity.